AUGCUUCAAGUUGAGGAUCUAACCAUUGAUAAUCGGGUAGGGACUUGUCGCCUCCAUGAUCUUCUUCGCGAGGUAUGUUUAAGAAAAGCAAAGGAGGAAAUAGGCUUGGAGAUUGUAAAGGGGGAGGAGGGUUUUUCAUCACAAUCCUCGUAUAAACCUCGUCAUCGUGUUGUUUAUGGCAAAAAUAUUGAGAAUCGCUCGACAAAUCAGAAUAAGCAUCUUCGCUCUCUUUUCCUACUUAAUCUCAAUGGUGAUGGAAAUGUUUAUAUGACUACUCCAUCCGAUUACUGGAAGAGCUUUCAACUCCUUAAGAUGCUCGACCUUGACGGAUUUGCAUUUCAGAGAUUGCCAGACUCUUUUCGGCUAUUGAUUGGAUUGAAGUACUUGAGAAUACAUAGACAACGGUAUUUCUUGCGUUACGUAUUGAAGCUCCCAAGCUGGUUGAAGGACUUGAAAAACCUCGAGGUGCUUGACGUAGAGAAUGAGGUGAUAGUGUUCCCAAAUGUUGCACUUGAAAUGGAAAAACUACGUCACUUCCACAUAUACAGCGUCUUGGGCAAACCAAUGAGCAUCGAGAAUUGGAAAAAUAUUGAGAGUGUGAAAGGCAUGAGGCUAAAGGAUUGGCUAGAGUGCAGCUCAAAACUAAUGGCAAGUUGCCGUGUUCGCGAAUUGGGCAUACAUAUGAAUGGAAUGGAAGGAAAUAAGGAUUUGAGCAUGGCGAGUGCAUCGUUGGAGAAGAUGACGAAUCUUGUGGAACUACACCUAAAAUGCAACUCAUUGUUGUUCAACUCAAACAUCAUUCCCCAGCUCGGCAGCAUCACAAAACUCAAACUACACGGUAAGAUGCAUGGAUGUCCGGAUGCGAGUAAAUUCCCUCCAAAUCUUACUCACCUUACGUUGGAGUAUGCAAAGCUAAUUAAGGAUCCGAUGCCGGAAUUGGGUAAGCUGCCGAAGCUGCAGUAUCUCAAGUUAUCUGAAUAUGCUUACGAGCAUCGGAGCAUGAAAGUGUUGCGUGACGGGUUCCCCCGCCUCAAGGGCCUCUCCCUCCGGAACAUGUUUGAGUUGAGAAGUAUCGAUAUAGAAGAAGGUGGAAUGCCGCACCUCAAACAUCUCCAGAUCCAUAAAUGCGAGAAUCUGGAUGCGAAGAAUCUGUGGGGGCACAUCAAGGCCAUAACGAUGUAUAAUUAG
Salvia miltiorrhiza (redroot sage) is the source of this 1188-nucleotide messenger RNA. Its product is annotated as disease resistance protein RPH8A-like. The record is from RefSeq and is a predicted model, not a curated record. NCBI's taxonomy places the organism in Eukaryota, Viridiplantae, Streptophyta, Magnoliopsida, Lamiales, Lamiaceae. The transcript has a single exon. Bases 1 to 1188 code for a protein of 395 amino acids.